AUGGGGCAGAUCCUGCAACCUGCCUUCUCCGUGACCCGCAGAGCGUCGGGCUAUGAAGUGGCCAGCAGCGGGGAUGCGAUGGAAAAUGAGUCCAAUUCGACCACCACCAGCUCUUCGACCACCGUGACGACCACCUUCACGGCGAUCACUACAACGGUCACGAGCACUGUGAUCGGGUCUCAGAACUGGACUGCAAUCCCCUAUUGCCUAUGCCAAUCAGACCGAACGCAGACCUUGCAAUGCGAGACAGGAGCUGGGCAAGCUUGUGUCACCAACUUCACCGAUCCAAGUGAUUGCUUUGAGGAAGGCACCCUGUGUGAGGCCAGUGUCGGAUGUGUCACCCGACCCAGCAUACAGGCGAACUGUGCUGUCUACACCACGCAAGAGGCCUGUGAGGAGCAAAGAGCGUGCUACUAUCGAUUUCCAGGCUUGUUGUACAGGAUGGCGUGCAGGAGUAUGGGUGCCAAUGCGAACAACUCCCAGGCCCUUGCAGCUUGCAGCGAAUUUAACCACAAGGUCGCCUGCGACAAGCAAGCCAUUUGUCACUGGACCAUCACUGAAUAUCAUGGGGAGCUUUGCGAGAAUGGCGGUGUGCAUGUUGGGUGUGGUGGUUUAGCGUCUCAGCUGGAUAGCAGAUGUGCCAUCCAUCGAACGUUGUCUUCCUGCCAGGUCGAGCCUGACAUUUGCACGUGGAAAGGGCUUUGCACUUGUACGCCCGAGUUCUUUGGCGACACAUGCGAGAAAGAGCGAGUUCCGUUUCAGCCCGGCGGAGUCUGUGUGGAGAGCAUCACGCAGCCGGCUAUUUGCAAAGGCUUGGUCAUCGCGGCAUCAGUCCAAGAUCGGGACUUUUGCAGCCCUGGGCAAGACUGCACUGCUUGGGAUGAGUUGACUGCUAGGGCUGGUCUCAUGUAUGAGGCAGAGCUUGGCCACACACUGGUGGAUGCCAUUGCCAUCCUGUUCUGCUUUUGGGCGGUCUUCUCAAAACGGAAGGCUGGCUGCCGCAACAUCCUUCGUGCCACCUUAUUGAGCUUCACAGCAGACGUGGCACUCGAGGCCCUUCUGGCCGACACAGCGCUGGGGGCCAAAGCUGCGGCACUGGAGUUGAGGGAUGCCUUUUGCGUGUCAGGUCACUCCACAGCGAUGAUGUCCCUGAGCCACCUCCCAAGCGUGAUUGCAACGUUGGCGUGGGUGAAUAUGGGGCUGGCCAUUGUGGGUUGCACGAGCCAGUUGGCCAGCAUCUUCGCGAGCUUGCGGCAAAAGGAAGUCUUAGAGAUGGUGGCGAUCGUGCUCAUUGUCUUCAUCGCGCUGCUGGAAGGGAUUUUCGGUGCGAUCAGCUUCAGCCACACGGGAGACUUCACAGCGGUUCUCUUGGAACUUGAAGCGGCCGCCCUGGGCCGCUUGACGCCGAUGCCAUGA
Messenger RNA from Durusdinium trenchii, 1416 nucleotides. NCBI's taxonomy places the organism in Eukaryota, Dinophyceae, Suessiales, Symbiodiniaceae. The record is from the annotation of a GenBank genome assembly.